Messenger RNA from Alligator mississippiensis (American alligator), 10342 nucleotides. RefSeq names its product coiled-coil domain containing 38 (gene CCDC38). NCBI's taxonomy places the organism in Eukaryota, Metazoa, Chordata, Crocodylia, Alligatoridae. The transcript is spliced from 15 exons. Bases 2406 to 4247 code for a protein of 613 amino acids. The record is from RefSeq and is a predicted model, not a curated record. Gene Ontology annotation, cellular component: centrosome.
CCAGGACCAACUGCAGGCACUUCCUCAGCCUGACAAAGAGAUUUUCAACCUGAAAGCUGGCAUCCCGGGCAGCUAAUCUGAGCACACCGGGAGCCUUACAACUGCACAGUAACCAGCAAGCAUCAGGCCUAUCAGGUAGGUCUGGGCUUUCCCCAACCAGGACUGUGUGUGCAUGUGUUAGCUGGAGGUUAUGGUGCCUCCUACCCACCUUCACCAGAGGAUCAUCGGUCCUGGCAUUUAUGGGGCUGCCACACUGCCAGCCGUCCCACCAGGCCUUGGCAGGAUGCAGUUUUAGUGGUCAUGCCCAGGACCUGAGCCUUCUUCCCCAUAGCCCCAAACCCAUACCUCCAAAUUUGUCUUGGCAGAGGAAUGAGCUCAGCAGGGACAUGUUCUUCCCCUGCUGGCUGGUGAUGCAGUUAGUGCCCCCUCAAGCUGAGAGUGGGGCAUUACCUAGUUUUUAAAAUAAUGAAAAAAGGAAAUAGAUGUGGACGGAGUGAGGAGGCUGGCAUUCAGUCCAUCUGCACCUGGAGCUUGGGGAACACCAGCUGCUCCACCAAACCAUCAUCCAAGCAGUGCGGGUGGGGUGUCAUUACAUCCCCAGUGAUGCUGAACACUCUCUUGCUUGGCACACUAGUUGGUGGACAGGACAGGUGUUGCUGGGCAACUGUGACCAGAUCUGACCAUACUGGGCUGCGGCUUGCCCAGUAGGCCAAGGGGUCACACAGCAGCAGCUCCACAUCCUUGGCAAGAUAGGCAGCCACCAAGGCAUGAGUGCUUCCUGCCUGAUGCUGGGGUCUGGUGGCUCUGGACCCCACCAUAGAAGCCAUGCCCUUAGCCUAUAUUAGCAGUGCCUGUGGUGGAGGACAAGACUGGCUCGUGGAUGGUAUGCUAGCAUGGGACAGUGGAUCCCUCUGUUCCAUGUCCCCCUCGCCUCUUCCAUUCUGCCUCCCUGACUUUCUUUACCAGCAUCUCCGUCCACUGAUUCAGUGUUUGGCUGCCACAUACAGUGCCCUUUGUGGCAGAAAUGCCACCGUCUGUGUCCCUCUCCAGAAAUCUGUUUCUGCCAGCGUGAGAGGCUGGUGUUGAAUUCCUCAGGGAGGGGGAUCACAAAAGCCUGGUGCCUCGGGUGUGGAUUCUCUGGUCACCCGGGAAGGGGGAGGGAAAAGCCCCGCUCACCGGCCCAGGUGACCCGUGAUGAUUUUUAAAUUGGUUGGCUAGUGGCUAGCACUGGCAGCUUCGAUUGGACUGGGCUGCUGAGGUCAGAAAGGUUAUUUAAAGGCCUGGUCCAGGAAGAAGGCAGCCAUUAGCCAUGCGGUCAUCCAGGUGAAUCUGAAACUGGCAGAGGACCUUCACCAUCUGAAACUGGCUCUCUCUUCAUAACCGUAUGCUCAAAGAGUGACCUGCCUCCAGGGGAAAACUCCAACCACCUCUGGAUGAUGUGUGUGAGUAAGCUACUCGAGAUCCGAGUAGCUAUUUAGCUUACAGUAACUCAGAUGUGUGAUUAAAAGGGCUACCUCAGCCUUGCUGGUUUGCUCUAUGGGAUUCCUCUGAUAUUCCUAUGAUACUGCUCUACCUUUUACCCUGUUUUCACCCUACCCCCUGUAAUCAAUAAAGUUUUCCUUUGUGACCGGUGUGGGAGACUUAUUGAGGGGUGUGUCUAAAUUAUGCCGAGGAGGCCCCUUAGGUCUGUGGACUAAGGGUGAUUUUCCUAUUAAGCCUCUGACUUGGGGAAGUGCCCCAAGUGACUGUAUUGGGUCUAGUACCAAGUGAACGAUCAGGCCUGUGUUUUCCAAGGUGCGCAGAGCCAGAAUUGAGUCCAGAGCCUUGGAUGGUGGCAGUGGGAACCCCAGGCUAGCGGGUGUGCUCCAGGGAAGGGGUCGGCCAAACGUGAGGCACCCCAGGGAGGGCACUUGGAGCCUGGAAGGUGGUCGGACGCAGUGAGGUGGGCGGCUCAAUGCAGAAGCGCCCUCUACUGGCCCGCCACACCCUUCACCCUUGGGUCACACAUGGCGGCCAGGACAUGGACUAUACUGGACCGCAAGGGAUCAAGCCGUUUCCUGUUGCCCUCCUUCAGCUGCCUCACCAGUGCCUGCACGUCUGAUGGAAGCGGCCUGCCCGAGUCAGGAACAUUGAUCCCCUGGAAGCUCUCCAUUUGGCUCUGAAGUUCCCUCACUAUGGGGAUCACCUGGCUAAGGAGGGCAUCAGCAGCACUGAGUCUCUUGGUGGCCUCGAGGAAGGGUCUGAGGACCACCAAGAUCUGGGAGAUGGUAUCCCCCUCAGUUUUGUUCAGGGGGCCACUGAUCCCGAUCUCCCCAAUCAGGGCCAUCUCAUGGAUGGCCUUCUGUUUCUCCACCAGCCUCUUGAGCAUCAGGUAUGUGGAGUUCCACUGAGUCUUUAUAUCCUGCAUGAUAUUUUGCUGCGGGAUGUUCAGUUCUGUUUUUGUCCCACAGCAUCUUGCCCCUCUUGAUGCUCCAGUGGAAGUAGUCUGUCACCUUCCUGUAUUUGGAAAUGAGCUUACUGCAGCCCUGUCCCCCCUCCAAGGUGUCCCUGACAACAGGGUCCAACUUGUGUGCCACACAGUGAUAGAUAGACAGCUUCCGAGAGCAAGGACGGCAUCAACAGCUCGAGCUCCAUCGGCUUCACCUCAGUCUAUUCGACUGCCUUCAGUUGAUUUGGAUAAUAAAAAUAGGUCAAACCCACCUACACCUUUAAGCAGUAAGCCACCUUUUUACACAAGUGUUGAGCGUGCAGAAAGGGAAAAGGCUGAAUUACUUGGAAAGAUUGUCAAAGUACAUAAAAAGCAGACAUUUGCAUCAAGAGUCAAACGUCGACAGUCUAGAAGAGCGCUGAACUUGGAACUUGAAGAAGAGAUUCAUAUUCCAGAGGAAAAUGAGUACGCUCGUUCUGAUCCCAGCCGGGCUUUUACUGUUGCAAAAACUUGCCAUACUAACAAACAGUCUGUAAGAAAUUUUAUCAAUGAAAGGAAGGAAAUAUUUCGACUGCAGUAUGCAAUAACAGUAAAACAAGGAACUAUAGAGGAGCUGGAAAGAACAGCACUCCAGAAGGAGAAAGAGUUCAGGGUUGCUGAAGAAAAGCUGAAAGAAGAUGCCAUCGCAUUCGAGGAAUUCCUGAAAGCAAAUGAUGGAAGUUCUGCAAAUGCAGCUAAAAUUGUAGCCCAAGAAAAAAAAUCAAAAGAGCAAGCAGCGGGAGAGCUCAAAUCAGCUCUUAAUGAACUCCGUGUUGUUCAAAGACAAAUUGCAGAAGCUGAAGUCUGCCUCAAUGACUACUUAUACUAUGAAGCAUUUUUAAUGAAACUGUCUCCAAAAGAAUGGCAAGAUGAGCAAAAUGCAAAAAAGAAGAAAGCAAGAGUAGAAAAAUUACAUAAACCACAGUGUGGGCCAUUGCCUUCAAAGAAGCUGUCAGGAUCAAAUUUGGCACUACCUGAAUUCCAAUCAAUAUUGACUAAUAGGAAAAUGUCAUCACCCAGGUAUGACAAUGAAAAAAACUUUACAGAUUAUGAAUGUUUCUUGGACGACUUAAACUGUGAUAUGGAACCAGAGAUAUAUUUCAGUGAUCCAAAACAGUUACUGGAGAUCUUCACAGAUCUAGAGGAACAAAAUCUUGCAUUGAUUCGCGAUACCGAAGACCUAGCAGAAAUACGGGAUGAUAUCAAACAAACAACAAAAUCUAUAAAACUAAAAAUAGAUGAAAAAGUAAAUAUUCUACUAGCACAAAAAGAAACUCUAGAAGCUGCCUGCCUCAGAGAAGAGGAAAAAAGUGCUGAGCUGGCUCUUAGGGCCAAGAUGUUUUCUUUUGGGGAGUUUAAUCCAGAAGUCCAGGACAAGACAUUGCAUAUGCUCAGGAAAAAGAUUGAAGAAGUAUACAGAGUUAGUUCUGGAGAGAUGGAGACAACACACAUUAGUGCAAUUGAAAUGCUGAGACAAAUAGAAAAUAGGGUUGAGGAGCUGUGUGAUAUAAUAGAGACCAUUCCAAAAGAAACUAUUGAAGCAAUUGAGAAAACUAAGAGAAAGGAAAGAAGACAAAGGUUGCGUGAAGAAAAAGCAAAGGAAGCAAAGAAAAUUCAGGAAGAACGUCUGAAGUGUUCUCUGCAAAGAGCAAUAGCAGAACCCAAGAAAAAGGUGGGAAGACCACUGGUAUAUCGGUCAAAGCCUCCAGACCUUAAAAAAGAUGCAGGCCGUCAAAACAUCAUCACAAAAACUCAAGAAGACGCAUGGUUUUUCAUUUAAGUUUGGAGAUUGUGGUUAGAUACACUAUUGCAGGGGUAUCUUUUUACUCACUUUACCUAAACUAUAACCAAUUCAUAGCCUUUACUAUAUUCUAUUAAUGGAGAAUUUACCAAAUUCAAUUAGGCAGGUAAGGUUCUUUGAGUAGAUAUGAUAUCUUUUAUUAGACCAUCUGAGUAGUUGGAAAAAAUUUCUCAGCAAGCCUUUGGGCUCAGUCAGCCUUUUUCAGGCGUAGGGAGUCUGCUGUUCUGAGACUCCAAGGAAUGAGAGAAGCUAAAAAUGUGGCAGGAUGUCAGUGAGAAUGUAAAUAGGAAGAAAUUAGAAAGGCAAAAGGUAAAGCAGAGAAGGGAGGAGGAAGGCAGGGGAAAGAAAAGGGAGACAUUACAGUGAUAGAAUGGGGUGGCGGGGGCUGUGGGUUUUGCCCCGUUGACUGGAAUGCCGGUUGUGAGAGAGCUGCCUGGAUCACUCAAUGGGCAUGUUUGCACCUGCUUCCCAUGUCUGCACUCAAUGGGAGUAAAAAGAAAAAGGUAAAGAGAGCACAGGUGAAAAGCUUCUGAUUUGAUAAAGGGUACAACAUGUUGUAGUGAGUCCUGCUGCCAUCCCUAACUGCUGGCGUGGGAUCAAGCUCUACUGGUACAAUGCCUCGGUAGGCUCGGUCAGAAGUCUCUGUAUGCUUAGGGAACAUGAAUGAUGGCAUUUUCCAUGCUCCCACCCUUGCGAUAAAGCGGCAGUUUGCCGUACCAGUACUGCAUAUGGCAGCCUGCAAUCCUCUCUUCCUUCACCUCCACUGCUCCAUGGGCGCGGCAGCAGCUCUGCACUUUGGCCCGCCGCUGGCCUGCGGUCUGUGGCGAUGGCUCCACACUCUGGGCCGCCGCCGGGCCACCGCCGCCGCCCCACACUCCACGGCAGCUCCGCACUCUGGGCUGCCGCCGCAGCUCCGCGGGGGUGGCUCCGCACUCUGGGACACCGCCGCCACCCUGUGUUCCGCGGCGGUGGCUCCGCACUCUGGGCCGCCACCGCCCGCGGAGCGGCAGCGGCUCCGCACUCUGGGGCAACGCCGCCACCCCGCACUCCGCGGCGGUGGCUCCGUGCUCUGGGCAGCUGCUGCCACCCCACACUCCACGACGGCUCCGCACUGUGGGCUGCCGCCGCCACCCUGCGCUCCACGGUGACGGCUCUGCACUCUGGGCCACUGCUGCCACCCCACACUCUGCGGGGGUGGCUCCACACUCUGGGCUGCUGCCGCCCCGUGCUCCGUGGUGGCGGCGGCUCUGCACGCUGCCGCCACCCCGUGGCGACGGCUCCGCACUCCGGGCUGCCGCCGCUGCCCAACACUCCGGGUCGCCACCACCGUCCACUCUGUGGCGGAGGCUCCGCAUUCUGGGCCAUUGCCACCACCCCACACUCUGUGGGCGGCUCCACACUCCGUGCCACCGCCGCCCCCACGCUCCGCAACGGUGGCUCUGCACUCUGGGCCGCCACCAUCCCACGCCCCACAGCCGCUCCGCAUUCUGGGCCACCUCACAGAGCGUCAUUUAUGUUCCCUAAGCAUACAGAGACUUCUGAUCCAGCCUACUGUGCUCCGUGGCAGCGGCUCUGCACUCGGGGCCGCCUCUGCCCCCCCCCCCGCACUCCGCAGUGGCGGCGGCUCUGCACUCCGGGCUGCCGCCCCCCCCCGCACUCUGCAGCGGCAGCUCCGCACUCCGGGCUGCCGCUGCCCCCCCCAUGCUCCGCCGUGGUGGCUCCGCGCUCUGGGCUGCGGCGGCGGCUCCACACUCCGGGCCACCGCCGCCCCCUCCACCCUGCGCUCCAUGGCGGCGGCUCCGCACUCCGGGCUGCCGCUGCCUCCCCCGUGCUCCGCGGCGGCGGCUCCGCACUCUGGGCCACUGCCGCCGCCACGCUCCAUAGCAGUGGCUCUGCAAUCCUGGCUGCCGCCACCCCCCCACACUCCGCGGCGGUGGCUCCGCAUUCCGGGCUGCCGCUGCCCCCCCCAUGCUCUGCAGUCGUGGCUCCGCGCUCUGGGCCGCAGCAGCGGCUCCGCACUCCGGGCCGCUGCUGCUCCCCCCGUGCUCCGCGGCAGCGGCUCCGCACUCCGGGUCGCUGCUGCCACCCCCCCCGCGCUCCACGGCAGCGGCUCCACACACCCCAGGUGAGUUCCCCUUUGUGAUAGAGAACCCCAAACUGCUCUAGCACUACUAAGUCCACCGCCUCUUCUGCCUUUUUACUGUUGGGCUGUAUCCACCAGGUGGCCACAUCCUUUAGGAUCUGAGCUACUACCCUGGGCCACAACUCUUCCAUUUUUUUCCUUGCCCUAAAUUUCUGUUGGUAUGUUUCAGGUGAAAUUUCAAGCCUGUUUAAUAUGGUGGCUUCUUUCACUUUUCCAUAACACCUGGCCUCUUCCCGUGAUAGGGCCUUGUAUGCCGCCUGUGCUGGCCCUGUCAAUAAGGGGCCUAACUGUAUUGCCCACUCCUUUCUGUCCCAUCCUGCUGCUAUUGCUGUCAUUCUUGGAAGGCUUUGAGAGCCGCAUCUGAUGAUGUAGAGGCAUUUAAUUGAUAGCCUAGUCCCCUCCACUCCAGCGUGAAUAGCUAUAGGUCAGGCCUCUAGCUUCUCACUCGGCUCCUGCUGCUGUGACAGUAUCAUUAUCCUGGCUUCUGCCUCUUGGGCCCUUACCCUCACGGUCAGGAUAUUGCAGGGGCAACAGGUCCAAAUGGAAGAGCUAGUGAGGGUAAGGGCCUGUUGCCAAUCCACUGGUGGCUAUGUAUCCAUAUUCACCGCUUCUCUUUCCCUGUGGCCUGUAGGAAACUGACCGAGCUCUGCCCUUCUCCAGGGCCAGAAAUACCUCUGGGCAGCCUCCUUCCCCCAAACCUGAGUGAGAUGCUGCUCUGGAAGUGUAGUGUACUCUUCCCUUCACGGUGUGACAUGUUGUACCUGUGGCGGUCGAGUGGCAGGCCGGGCUGUGGCCAGUAGCCCGAAACGGCAGGUGGGUACUUUUUGACAGACGGAGAGGAACUAGGCACCGAAUCGUAUUGGUUAAACUAAGAUUGCUUUACUUACACUGUAGAUGAUUAUAAUACAGGUAGGCUGAAUGCUGACUUGGGUUACAGUUGCAACGAAGAAACAGAACCGAGCUAGCAGGGUAUGGGGUACGUCAGGAGAGGCGAUGACGGGGAGUCACUGGCAGGUGAUCAGUCCGCUAGGUUUUACUCUGAGAAAUGCGCGAGGUUCUCCGAGUUCUUUCAACUUGAGAAAUGUGCGGAGCUUUCCGAGUUCUCUGAGUUCUCCAGCUCCAAAGUGUUUGCAGAGUUCUCAGUGCGCGGAGUUCUCCAACGUGGGCGGAAACUGAUUUACCUUUUAUAUAGCUAGAAGGCCAAUCACCAGUCACUAAAUAUGAAUAAUAUGGAAGAAGCCAAUAGUGAUGUGCAGGUCUGCAUACAGUUGGCGGGAACUUUUUCUAAAGCUGUACUUUUCCAUGACAUAGCAUACAGUCCUUGGGUUGUGUCUCAGCGGAAUUUUCCACUGUGACCUAUUUUCCUCGCUGUGACCUAGUUUCUCCCUGUGCCAUAUGUAUCAAACCAAACCAAUGGAAUUUUCCACUAUGGCACAGGCAUGCAGACUAAAUGGGAUUUUCCACUGUGCCAGGAUUGUAACACACUGCCAAGUGAGGAAAUGGAACUUACCAAACUUAAAAGCAACGAUAGUUGCUAGGCAGAUUUCAUUGUGUCAGGGACACUUCUCAGUUUGGGUUAUGACAGUACCCUUUAUCAAACCGGAAGCUUUUCACCUGUGCUCUCCAGCUGCAGCUGUGCUGGCCCUCCAUGCUGCGAAUGUUUUUUGUUUGCAUUUCCUCCAUCUGUUGGUGCAAGCUGCUUUUCUUCUCCUGACCUCCCCUGCCCAGCAUGUGAGACACCUUGGGGCUUCUGUUUGCUCUCUGUCACUCCUUCACAAGCACGCUGGUUAAUAAAGUGCCAGAUAGCACAGUUUUUACUGUAUCUACAUUCUCAAUGACAUCCUGCCACACUUUUAGUUUCAUUCCUUGGAGUCUCAGACCAGCAGAGACUCCCUGUGCUUGAAACUUUUUUCCAACUACUCAGUUGUUCUAAUAAAAGGUAUCAUCACAUCUACUCAAAGAACCUUGCCUGCCUAAUUUAAUUUACUAUAUUCUAUUAAAAGAGAAUUUACCAAAGGCCAACACCGCUACAGUGAGAAACCCACCAAAAAUCUACCAGAUUAAAUGAGGUAGUUAUCCAUAACCAACAAAAAAUCAUUAUUUCUCUUCUUUCCUUUGUAUUUCUGUAUCUAUCCCUCAUCUCCAUGAUCUCCCUGCGUGUUGUGGGGAAGUUGACAUGGCCAAUACUAGUCACUCACAUCUUUAUAAUCAUCCUAGGACUGGCAAACCUGAUUGCACAGUUCUUACUAUGAAAACUCUGUGGAUUUCACAAAUGAAAUGACCUUUGUGAGAUUUGAUUACAGCCUUGAACACUAAAUGCUAAGUACCGGUUCUCAUUCUGUUUCCACGUAAGAAAACUUGCAUUUCCGAAAGCAAGGGACAAAGAUGACUUUGCUACAGUAUUCAGGAGUUGGAAACUAAAUGCAUCUUGCUGUUUUGAAAAUGCUAUAUCGCAAUAAAUGGGUCAAAUUUUGUUCAUAAUUCAGUUCCAUUAGAUACAGGGAAGCUACAUCUGGGAUGAAUUUCACUUUCUAGAGAAACAUUUUCAUAUAGAUAAAAGAUGGUACAGUUUACUUUUAAACAGUUACCUUUCUUAUUUUGUGGAAUUCCCCUUUCUUCUAAGAAAUAACUGUUCCUACUCGUAACAAACAGGUUCUUGUCAUAUUGUACAGUGGUGAUUCUAAAUAUUAGUAUCUGCAGUGAAUUUUAGUGCAUUGCUUGGAACUGAACACAUGCUGCGGAAAGUGUUGUUUGUGAAACUAAUUUUACAACCAAUUGAAUUGCAAUACACCCUCCUGUACAGGCACUACGCAUUUGUUUAGUAACUUUACUUUCUUCUUGCAAAGUCUCUCAAUUAAAAAACACGUAGAAAGGAACUGAGAUACAGGCACUGUGUCUGGGCUCCCAGAAUAAGUGAUGUUGUGACAGUAGGCAACAAAUACAGAACAAAUUGGUGGCUCAACUGGAGUUAGAACACAGGCUCCAGGCCCUUUAGCAUCAGCAAUGCACAGCCCAAGAGCAGGAUCCAUCCUGCAGAGCCAAAGGACUUUGCUUUGAAUCCGCAUAGUCACCAAUUCCCCCAGCUCAUCGCUCACUGGCUGUAGGGUGGAGAGCUGGGGGCCUGGGAAAAGCAAUGUUAGUGCAGACCCAGCUUUUAGCUGCCUGGCCCUAGUAAGGGUGCAGGGAAAGACUCCAGCUGCUUGACAGGCCACCGAAGCUACCCACCCUACAUUGAACUAGAGCCAGGUUCUGGCCUGCAACUUGCUAAAGCUCGCCUGCUGCUGCUUUUGAAACUAAUUGUUAAGAUUAAAUACUCAGGUGCUUUCAUGAGACCUAAUCAUAGGUCAACAACUUUAAAUGUGCAGAGCAUUUCAUCAUCUCUGGUGUAGUCCUUGUAUCCCUGUAGGGUCACAGAGUAUGAAAAUAUAUCAUUGUGGAAAAACUGUUCUUCAACUCUGCUCUGCUGCAAUUCUUAGAGAGAUGUAGAUAACGCUGACAAAAUAGCACUCUUCAAGAUGGUACACUAAACCAGAUGAGAAUGUACUUUAAAAAAUUCUGUUUCUGUGUAGCUCCGCAAUAUUCAGUCUUAAAAAAGCAGUUGAGUUAAUCUAAAAAAUACAUAUACUAUAUAUUAUAUGCAAUGUAAACCAGAUUUUCAGAACCUGUGGUGCAAAAUUAUCAAUAUUAUUACUUAGCCAAGUACUACAGUGCCUGUAAACAAUCAGUUAGGUGGUUAAUUAGUCUAUUAUCUUUCCAAUUAAUGUUACUGCAUGUGCAGCUUGACACCUGUGGUUGUAAAAAUGUAAACCCGUGAAGGUUCUGUGGAUUCUAGUAUGAUAUUGCCUGAAGGAAACUUUUGUGCCUAUUUUUUGUAGUCCUAAAACUGGAAAUGUACAGAUAAAUUAGAAAUAAAGAUUGAGAUUUCUGUGAA